Arabis nemorensis is the source of this 2217-nucleotide messenger RNA. The record is from the annotation of a GenBank genome assembly. Lineage: Eukaryota; Viridiplantae; Streptophyta; Magnoliopsida; Brassicales; Brassicaceae.
AUGGCUCAGUCUACGGCGAUGAGCGGGCGGGUGGUUGGUGACUACUUGGUGGGUCGGCAAAUCGGCUCCGGUUCGUUCUCGGUGGUUUGGGAGGCGAUGCACCGAGUUCAUGGCACGGUGGUCGCUAUCAAGGAGAUCGCUAUGGGUCGGCUUAAUAAGAAGUUACAGGAUAGCCUCAUGUCUGAGAUUUUUAUACUAAGAAGGAUCAAUCAUCCCAACAUCAUCCGUUUGCUCGACAUGAUCGAGUCUCCUGGGAAAAUACAUUUGGUGUUGGAGUAUUGCAAAGGAGGUGAUUUAUCUGUGUAUAUCCAGAGUCAUGGAAGUGUCCCUGAAGCUACUGCUAAGCAUUUCAUGCAGCAAUUAGCGGCGGGGUUACAAGUUCUUCGUGACAAUAAUAUUAUUCACCGCGAUUUAAAGCCUCAGAAUCUUCUUCUAUCCACAGAUGAAAAUGAUGCACUUCUGAAGAUUGCUGAUUUUGGCUUUNCAAGAUCGUUGCAACCUAGGGGACUCGCUGAAACUUUAUGCGGUUCACCAUUGUAUAUGGCCCCAGAGAUUAUGCAACUUCAGAAGUAUGAUGCAAAGGCAGAUCUCUGGAGUGUUGGUGCUAUUUUAUUUCAACUUGUGACAGGCAGAACCCCUUUUACAGGAAAUAGUCAACUUCAGUUGCUUCAAAACAUUAUAAGAUCCAAUGAGUUACAUUUUCCAGCGGACUGCAGAGAUUUAAGUUUGGACUGUGUAGAUCUCUGUCAGAAGUNACUUCGCCGUAAUCCAGUGGAACGUUUGACAUUUGAAGAAUUCUUUAAUCACCCUUUUCUUUCGGACAAGCAAUCAUAUGAUUUCUCAAGGAGUAGAUUGGGUACGAGAACAAUGGACAGUUUUCUUUCUUCUGAAAGCAGUCCCUCGAGAAAUAUGGAAGAAAGUUCUCAAGAUGAUUGUUUGCCGUUCCUUCUAGAUGAUGAUUCUAGUGGACCUGACGGGAGCCCUUCAUAUUUGAAAAGGACGUCCUCAAUGAAUUCGUCCCCAGGGUUUAACGUUGGUACCAGAGUUGAGAGAAAGGAGGCGGAAUCUAGUCCUUUAAGAUAUACAGAAAUGACUUCUGGGUAUAAUAGAACCAACCAGAGAGUGGAAAACAACAGAUUUAGAUUUGAAAAUCAGAUAGAUUCAGAUAGGAAAAACCUUAGAGAACCUACAGGAUUGACUGAUUCCAGAUCACUUAUUGCUAAUGGAGGAGUAGAUGAUUCUCAAGACUCGAUGGAUCAAGAUUACGUUCUCGUAUCUGGACCACCAGUGGAUAUGCCAUCAUCUUCAUCGAGUUCUUCGAAGCCUUAUAAUUUCCCUUUCAAGUCUCCGUCUCCUCCUGUAGAAUUAUUCAACAGAAGCAUAAGCUCAACGGCUCCCAUGCCAAUAAUCGGUGCUACUGGCAACAGCAUUGGUCGGUUUGGGAGCCUGGACAGUCAGAACUCUGCCCCGAGCACUUCUCAUGGGUCUCUGGAUCUUGGGGAUGCUUUUGAACAGCCAUCAACUCAUAGCCUGACAAGAAUCAGGUCUCUGAGAAAAUGUGCAGCAACAAUUGCAGAAUUAGUUCAUGAAAGGAUAAAAACUGAAAAACAGCUAGAAGCGUUCUCGAUCCAAUUGGCGAUUCUAGCAAUUUGGAAACAGGCACUGCACAUAUGUCAUACUCAGGCACUUUCAGGUUUGGAAGGAAGCCCAAGCCGAGACAUUAACAGACUAAGUAGAAGUAGCGGCCUUAAACACGAUACCCAAAAUUCUGAGAAAAUCAUUGAUCUCAGCCACGAUGGAUCAGAGGAGAUAUCCUCUCAGAUUCAGAGGCAGUUUAUCCAGGAGAUUGAGCUUGCUGAAGAACUUGCCAAGAGUAUCGAAUCUGGAAAUAUGAAAAUGCCGGAUGCAAUGGAGACAAUAUUUCAAGCAGCCCUUGAUCUUGGAAAACUCGGGGGUGUUAAGGAGCUUAUGGGAGAUGUAGAGAACGCUGGAAAUUUAUAUUCGAAAGCAGUGCGUUUGCUGGUAUUCCUUCUUGUAGAAGCACCAAUGCUGAUUCUGAAUCCGCCAUUGUCUCUCACAAACUCAGUCAGGUAUCGUCUCCGGAAAUAUAUCGAUAUCCUCAGCAGAAGAUUAAAACAUCUACAAUCACAUAGGAAAAGUUCAGGUUCUCAGAUGCAAGGAUCAUCAUCAUUAGCCAUGAUGAACAAACAACCAUAA